Messenger RNA from Rana temporaria (common frog), 3383 nucleotides. It is a transcript of the gene CAPN11, whose product is annotated as calpain 11. NCBI's taxonomy places the organism in Eukaryota, Metazoa, Chordata, Amphibia, Anura, Ranidae. Gene Ontology annotation, molecular function: calcium-dependent cysteine-type endopeptidase activity; calcium ion binding. Bases 4 to 2313 code for a protein of 769 amino acids. The record is from RefSeq and is a predicted model, not a curated record. Gene Ontology annotation, biological process: proteolysis. The transcript has 22 exons. Gene Ontology annotation, cellular component: cytoplasm.
GGGAUGGGACUUGGCCCAGAACCAGCGCUGACUCAGGGCCAAGCUAUGGGAGGGGGAGGGGGGAGAUCGGGGGUGAGUCUGCUGCGUCUUUAUAUUUCCCCACAUGCUCUGCGGUGCCUUGUCACUCUCUUUAUAGGAUGUUGUGUAUGCAAAUCCUAUUCUGCGGAAGAGAAGCGUGUUGGCGCUCGUUAUAAGAAGAUGAUGCCAUUUGGCGGAAUCGCGUCGAAGCUAAAGAUCGAUCGGCUGAAGGCAGACGGGGUGGGGUCACAUGAGCAAGCUGUGAAAUACCUCAAACAGGAUUAUGAGAGCCUGCGGCAGUCUUGUCUGGAGAAUGGAACGCUAUUUGAGGACCAGCACUUCCCCACCAUCACCUCUUCCCUGGGCUUCAAAGAACUGGGACCCGGCUCUAGCAAAGUCCAGGGGGUGCGGUGGAAGCGUCCCGGGGAAAUCGUCGGUGACCCGCAGUUUAUUGUAGGCGGAGCCACCAGGACUGAUAUCUGUCAAGGAGCACUGGGUGACUGUUGGCUCCUGGCCGCUAUCGGUUCCCUGACGCUGAACGAGGACCUCCUGCACAGGGUUGUCCCCCAUGGACAAAGCUUCCAGGACGACUACGCCGGAAUCUUCCACUUCCAGAUCUGGCAGUUUGGUGAAUGGGUGGAUGUGGUGGUGGAUGAUCGCCUGCCGGUGAAGGAUGGAGAGUUGGUCUUCGUACACUCCGCUGAGGGCUCUGAAUUCUGGAGUGCCCUGCUGGAGAAGGCCUAUGCCAAACUGAAUGGCUCUUAUGAGGCUCUGUCGGGUGGCAGUACCACUGAGGGGUUUGAGGAUUUCACAGGUGGUGUAGCCAUCAGUUAUGAUCUGAAGAAAGCCCCUCGAGACCUGGACAAAAUCAUCAGCCGGGCACUGGAGCGAGGGUCCUUAAUUGGCUGCUCCAUCGAUAUCACCAGUUCCUUUGACAUGGAAGCUGUAACCUUUAAGAAGCUGGUGAAGGGGCAUGCGUACUCCGUGACGGGUCUAAAACAGGUCAACUACCGGGGACAGACGGAGAAGCUGAUCCGAAUUCGGAACCCCUGGGGACAGGUGGAGUGGACCGGAGCCUGGAGCGACAACUCCUCCGAGUGGAACGAGGUUGACCCUUCUGAGCGUGAAGACCUCUGCCUGAAGAUGGAGGAUGGAGAGUUCUGGAUGUCUUUCCAGGAAUUCUUGCGCCAAUUCUCUCGGUUGGAGGUCUGUAACCUCACCCCCGAUGCACUCAACAAAGAUGACCUCAGCAAGUGGCACACAACGCUGUACGAUGGCACAUGGCGGAGGGGCAGCACAGCCGGUGGCUGCAGGAACAAUGCAGCCACAUUCUGGAUCAAUCCUCAGUUUAAGGUUACUCUGCUGGAGGAGGACGAUGACCCAGAAGAUAAUGAGUUGGCCUGCAGCUUCCUUGUUGCACUCAUGCAGAAAAACCGCAGGAAAGAGCGGAAGGCCGGAGGAGACAUGCACACAAUUGGCUUUGCCGUGUAUGAGGUGCCAGACGAGUUUAAAGGUUGCCAGAACGUCCACCUCAAGAAGGAUUUCUUUCUCCGUCACCAGUCCUGCGCCCGCUCAGAAACUUUCAUCAACCUGCGAGAAGUCAGCAGCCCCAUCCGCCUGCCCCCCGGAGAGUAUAUCAUUGUCCCAUCAACAUUCGAGCCACACAAAGAAGGCGACUUUGUGAUUCGAAUAUUCACAGAGAAGCAUUCAGACAUCCAGGAGCUCGAUGAGGAAGUCACUGCAGAUAUACCUGACCAGGAAGAGAUCUCAGAAGAUGAAGUGGAUGAUUCCUUCAAGUCUAUGUUUCGGCAGCUGGCGGGAGAUGACAUGGAGAUCAGUGUUUUUGAGCUGAAGACCAUCCUCAACAGAGUGGUGUCCAGACACAAAGACCUGAAGACCGAUGGCUUCAGUACGGAGUCCUGCCGACAGAUGGUCAACCUGAUGGAUAAAGACGGCAGCGGGAAACUAGGUGUUGUGGAGUUUCAGAUACUUUGGAAUAAGAUCCGAAAUUGGCUGACUCUCUUCCGGGAGCACGAUAUGGAUAAAUCUGGGACGAUGAGCUCCUACGAGUUGCGUCUCGCCCUAGAAAAUGCAGGGUACAAGCUGAAUAAUAAGAUCAUGCAGGUGCUGGUGGCCCGUUAUGCUGACAAUGACCUGGGAAUCGACUUUGACAAUUUUGUGUGCUGUCUGCUGAAGCUGGAGGCCAUGUUUAGGUUUUUCAAGGCCAUGGAUGAUGGAAGUGGCAUAGCAGAGAUGGAACUAGGAUCGUGGUUGACGAUGACAAUGUGCGGAUAGACAGACGGACGGCCAUAUUUCCCGCUCCGCCUGGAUACAGACACUCCUGUGUAUUUGCUCUCACUAACCUCCUCUUUUAGGGAACUAAUCACUAGGACUCCACACACAAUUUGCUCUGCACAUCACCACCUGUGGCCAUGCCACAUCUUCCCAGAAGCCUCUGCACACAGGACUUUCUCUGACCACUCAGAACCAGCCAAUCAGAACAGUGAAUGUGACUCUCCGGUGCCUUACAACUCUACCAUGCAAUCACUUGCAGAGGCUGUUUAUCCUUCUUCAUUGGUACCCAGAAACCCGCAUUUUGGGGCUGCAGAGAUAAUGGAGCCCUCCACUGAGCAGACAGAGGCCGCCGCAUGCCCCCAGAUCAUUGGGAGUCCUGUAAAAAACAUAUCAUGUAUCCUAUUGUAUGGCUUUACCAAAUAUAAAGAUUUCACUAUGGAAUUCCUGUUUAAAAAAUAGUUGCUCCAGGGUUUUUCUAAAUAUAGGGCAAGUAUGUGAGUCAAAAGACAUGACUUUGUUAACCAGUGACCACCAUAAUAGCCAGACAGUUGGCAUUUGUUGAAGGUGGUCACCAAUGACAUCCUACAUAGUCCUCUUAGUGGAGUUUUUCUUUAAGGGCCAUCUCAACCAUCUGAAUCUUGACUAUGUAAUGCACCAAAGAUGCAGUGUACACAAAACGCAGAGAUGUGAAAUGGCGCCAAAGUUGGAGUCUGUGAACUGCAAGACUCCUACUAUCUGUGGAAUGGGGGAGGGAAGGUUGUCGGUGACCAUUUCUCUGCUUUUGAAGGGGUCGGCUGUUCAUGAGUUGUCUUCUGUUCUUUCAUUGGGUGGAUUAGCUGGUGUUUUUUGGGGGAAUGGGACUUGCCUAAGUUUUUGGAAAGUUUGGCCGCAUCUGUCCCUCGUGGGGUGCUCCUGUCUAUCUUUGAGGGGUGAGUCGCCCCUCUUUUUUUUGGGGGGCAUUGCUCCUUUUCUCUAUAUUUUGGAGAUCAGCGAGGUGUCUCUGAAUGUGAAUGUUGCUAGACUGCAUGUUAAUAAAGAAAAAAGCCAAUAAAAGGAUUGUAAAGAUUUUC